Drosophila mauritiana is the source of this 270-nucleotide messenger RNA. RefSeq lists its product as uncharacterized. Lineage: Eukaryota; Metazoa; Arthropoda; Insecta; Diptera; Drosophilidae. The record is from RefSeq and is a predicted model, not a curated record. The coding region runs from base 1 to 270 and encodes 89 amino acids. The transcript has a single exon.
AUGAUUUUUGUAUUCAAAUGCGGAUUGCUCCAACCAGUUUGGGCAGUUCCCUUACCACCCAAGGGAGUGUCCACUGAAUGGCAAGGCGCGCAUCCUGCUGACGGCGGGAUUGGCCCAUCGUCCAUCGGUCAAGCUGUGUGCGAAUCCCAUCCAAAAUGGCCAAUGUCCCAUGUUCGGAUUUCGCUUUUAUUACUGCCAACUCUUUUUGUUCGAUGGCCUCGACAAAGGGGUCAAUUCGAAAGGGCAACAGUUGAUGGUCAGGGCGCAUGA